GAUAAUCCACAUUCUACUUUGUGGGACGUGGAUGGUGGAUCGUGUGGUUGUUAUCCUGUAAUAUUAUAAUCACGAGAUGUUUUUUUAAUCUAUUCAUUUUUAUUUUUUAUCUACAUGCUACAGCUACAAGUCUUCAACAGUUCAUCCGUAUUCCGUCUACUGAGGUACAUCCAGUUGAUCUGUUGAUCGUUGAUGUCAUCACUCAUCAACCAUACUAUAAUACACAUAGUACAAAUACAUUAAUAAAUACAAAUUAUUUAAAAUAAUAUGAUAUUAUAGUUAAUAGAGGUAUCUCAAUAUUUUAGUAAUAUUAUGGAAAAAGAGUCAGAUAUAAGUGCUAGUAUAGCAGCAAUCACUACGUUGAUGAAAUUAUUGGAACAUGAUAAAUCUGAAACUGUACAAGAACUCGACUUGAAUUUGCAAUCUGCAGUAGAAGUAAUUACCAAUAGUAGUUUCCGUAUUACUGGUGUAUCUUCUGGAUGUGCAUUAUUUAUGCGGUUUAUAACAUUUGCCAAAUUGGAUAAUAUUACAGUGAACCUAUAUUUAUGGACUUCUCACAAUAGCGGACUACUUAUUAAUGGAUAUUUUAUCGGUUCCCAGAAAAAUAUACUUUUUAGAUAGGCCUUAAGUAUUCCUAACUUACUGGACCCUUCGAUACAACUGUAAUAUAUUUUUAAUUUUAAAUAGCCAAGAAGUGUAAAGAUAAAUAUAAUUGUACAUUAAUCAAUAGUGAAAAUAAUUAAUUAAUAUAAUUACUUCAAAUAUUAUUCAUCCGUGUUAUGGCUUUACAUAGACUACAUUGAAAAAAUCAUCACUUUAAAAAGAGCAGUUAUUCAUAGUUUCUACAUUUGAGAAGUAUAUAAUAUAUAUAUAUAUAUAUGUAUACGAGUACACCAUUAUGUCUAGUGGAAAGCGAAAAAGACUAACUUUGGCACAAAAAAUUGAAAUUAUAAAAUUUGUGGAAGCAGAAAAUAUUGGAAUACGAGCAGUAGCUGAAAAAUUCAAUAUUGGAAAAACACAGACUUUUGCGGAGUGUAAAAAAGUUAUGUUGGAUCGAGGAAAAGUAUUUUUGAAGAAACUUACCGAUGCAAGAAAUAAGGUUGCCAAAAUUACUCUUCCUUUCUUUGUUGAUGGCACUAAUAUCUUGACACAUUCAAAAUCUAGAGUGGUAUUAGAAGCCAUGAAAUUAGCUGUGAAUUCACAAAAAAGAUUCCAUGUUUUUGUAUCUGAGUCAUCUCCUGAUAAAAGCGGAAUUGAAAUGUACGAUUGUCUGAAGGCACUUGAUAUUCCUUGCACAUUGAUAUUAGAUUCUGCUGUUGGUUACAUCAUGGAAAGGGUUGAUAUGGUUAUGGUCGGAGCUGAAUGUGUUGUAGAGAGUGGCGGAAUAAUUAACAAGAUUGGAAGUUGUACUAUGGCUAUUUGUGCUAAAGAAUUCAAAAAACCAUUUUACGUGUUAACAGAAAGUUACAAGUUUUCGCGAAUGUAUCCUCUAAAUCAGAAAGAUUUACCUAAUAAUUUCAAAUACAAUGGGAACAAUUCAAAUGAUGAUAAUUUAUUACAUGCUCACCCUUCGGUGGAUUAUACACACCCAUCUUACAUCAGCUUGCUUUUUACUGACCUCGGAAUAUUGAUGCCAUCAGCUGUAAGUGACGAAUUAAUAAAACUGUACUUGUAAAUGUUUAAUACAUCUGGUAUGUUGAUAAAAUUAUGUUAAUGAAAUGUAAUGUUAUGCUAAAUAAAAUAAAUUUAAAUCAUAAUAUUAAUCUUAUAAUGCAUACUAUUGAUUGUGUUUAAAACUAUGUUUUUUUCGUAUGAAAUAUACUACUCAUAUUAUAUUAUA
Molecule: messenger RNA, 1840 nt
Organism: Acyrthosiphon pisum (pea aphid)
Lineage: Eukaryota; Metazoa; Arthropoda; Insecta; Hemiptera; Aphididae
Gene: eIF2Balpha
Product: eukaryotic translation initiation factor 2B subunit alpha
Exons: 9
Coding region: 899-1675 (258 amino acids)
Biological process (GO): translational initiation
Cellular component (GO): eukaryotic translation initiation factor 2B complex
Molecular function (GO): DNA binding; guanyl-nucleotide exchange factor activity; translation initiation factor activity
Source: RefSeq, a predicted model, not a curated record